Molecule: messenger RNA, 739 nt
Organism: Daphnia pulicaria
Lineage: Eukaryota; Metazoa; Arthropoda; Branchiopoda; Diplostraca; Daphniidae
Gene: Glo1
Product: lactoylglutathione lyase-like
Exons: 6
Coding region: 135-668 (177 amino acids)
Molecular function (GO): metal ion binding; lactoylglutathione lyase activity
Source: RefSeq, a predicted model, not a curated record
AAUUUUUUGAUACGUCUAUAUAACGUCCAACACUGCAUUGUUUUAUUCUGACAUAAUCUAGUGCGGACGACGGUGCAACGUAAACAGCAACCUGCGGCCUUGUCCAAAUAAGCAGUUGAGCUAACGAAAAAGAAAUGGCAGAGUGUAAACCAUUAAGUCCUGAAGAGGUGAAGGCAGCUUGCAAACAUGCUGACCCUCAGACAAAAGAUUUUCUCUUUCAGCAAACCAUGUAUCGUAUUAAAGAUCCUAAGGCCAGUCUUGAUUUUUAUACUAGAGUAUUAGGAAUGUGUUUACUUAAGCAAUUCAACUUUGAUGAAAUGAAAUUCUCCCUGUACUUCAUGGGAUAUGAAAGUCCAGAUGACAUACCUGCUGAUGAAAAAGAUAGGGCCAAGUGGGCCUUAUCUAGAAAAGCAACCUUAGAGCUUACACAUAACUGGGGAAGUGAAUCUGACCCAGAAUUGAAGUAUCACACUGGAAACUCUGAACCAAGGGGAUAUGGGCACAUUGGAAUUAUGGUACCAGAUGUUGAUGCUGCAUGUGAAAGGUUUGCCAACCUUGGAGUUGAAUUUGUGAAGAAACCUAAUGAUGGUAAAAUGAAGGGAAUAGCUUUCAUCAAAGACCCUGAUGGUUACUGGAUUGAAAUAUUUAAUAACAAUCUAAAUAUCUGAGUGACUGAGUCACUAUUUACAGCUUUUUUCAAGUGGAUUAAAGAAAAACAAUAAUAAAAUAUAUGCUGUGA